GCCAGACAGAGGAGGGAGAGCAGAGAUUGGGCGAGGAGGAGGAGGAGGGGGGGGGACAGAGGAAGGAGAAAGAGAGAGUGGUGAGGAGAGAGGCAUCGUCUCACUGAUGCUGAGUCACAUAACAGAGGGGCCACCGCUGCAUCCCAUGAGUCUUUGGGAAUAAUGGAGGAGCUUGAACACACCUGCCCUCAUCCGCGGACGACUCUCACCGAGCCUGCCAUCUUUGCCAGGGAGACCAGCUGCGAUUGUCGCGCGCCUCAUGAGAAACUCACCAUCGCGCAGGCCCGCAGAGGCACCCCAGUGGACCGGCCGGUCAGAGUCUACGCCGAUGGCAUCUUUGACCUGUUCCACUCUGGGCACGCUCGUGCUCUCAUGCAGGCCAAGAACCUCUUUCCCAACACCUACCUCAUAGUAGGAGUGUGCAGCGAUGAGCUCACCCAUAAGUACAAGGGUUUCACGGUCAUGACGGAGCACGAGCGCUACGAAGCGCUGAGGCACUGCCGCUACGUCGACGAGGUUUUGAGAGACGCGCCCUGGACUCUCACUCCUGACUUCCUGGAGACACACAAGAUCGAUUUUGUGGCUCACGAUGAUAUCCCAUACUCCUCAGCAGGAAGUGAGGACGUUUAUAAACACAUCAAGGAGGCAGGGAUGUUUGUACCCACACAGCGGACAGAGGGAAUCUCAACUUCUGACAUAAUUACCAGAAUUGUCAGAGACUAUGACGUCUACGCCCGGCGCAACCUCCAGCGAGGCUACACGGCCAAGGAGCUCAACGUCAGCUACAUCAACGAGAAGAAGUACCGGCUACAGAACCAGGUGGACCGCAUGAAGGAGAAGGUCCGCACGGUGGAGGAGAAGAGCAAACACUUUGUUUACCGCGUGGAGGAGAAAAGUCACGACCUGAUUCAGAAAUGGGAAGAGAAAUCCAGAGAGUUUAUUGGCAACUUCCUCGAGCUUUUUGGGCCUGAUGGGACAUGGAAACAAGUGUUUCAGGAGCGCAGCGGUCGAAUGCUGUCCUACGCUCUGUCUCCCAGGGAGUCGCCCUGCAACAGUCCCCCCCGCGAACUGUCCCCCCUGCGCUCCCCCUCGCCCCCUUCUCCCCCCUCCCGCUGGCACAACGCCCGGCCCUCCCCUCCCACCUCCCCGAAAGGAGCGUCGGCGUCGAUAAGCAGCAUGAGCGAAGGCGACGAAGACGAGAAGUAGACGGACUGCAGCGCGCACAGACACAAACACAAACACUUCACUCGUACACACACACACUUCACUCACAGUACACUGCCUGGGAACUGCUCUCACAUGCGCGCACACACACAGACACACACACACAUAUACUUGUACAAACGCUGGCUGGUCACUCAAACCUCAAGGAUGUUGCAAAUAUGCAAUGCGGACAGCGACCAUGGGAAACGUAGUUCUGAGCUGCAGAGCCAAGAAGCCAUCGCUGUCUCUGUUGUCGUGGCAACCAAGCAGCCCCGGAGGGAAGAUGUCACGUAUUGCUUGGGAUUGUCCAGCGCUGAUAGAGACUGUCCAACAACUUUUUUUUUUUUUUUUUUUGUCCUAAUACGUUAGCUCAUCCUGUUUUUUUUUUCUUUCUUUAGUUUUAAGAAGUUUCCUUGUAACUGUUGUGACCUCUAGGUGUGAAUAGGCCCCAAAGUUGCGGAGGAAACGCUGCAUCCGAAAUCCAGUCCUGCAGGUCACGUAAACGGGAGCUGGUUUCCUUCCCAUCACUGUGUACGUUUGGUGCUUGUUUAAUUAAAGGAGAGACACUGGACACGCUAGAAUAGCAGAGGUGACGCCGAGGAACGGCCUCUUUGCACUCGAGACACACGGUCGGUGCCAGUUUGGUGUAAAUUAUCACAGAUGAGACGUAUUUCAAUUCAGUUUUCUGUAAGAAAUUAAAAUGAGCCGAUCAGCAGUCUGCACGAAACAAACAAACAAAACUCUGAAGGAAACACAACUGAGGACAAAGGGGGGAACAAAGGUUUUGGGCAUCUAACAUAGACAUUAACAGCCCCUAAAAAUUAGUCGUAGUUCUAUUAAAUUGCUUGUGGGUCCCGUGGUUGAUGAGACAGAAAAUAACUCUCAUGUGGAUGUACUGAAUGUAAACUUGAGCCUCUUCUUAUUCCUCUGUGUCUCUGUGGGAAUGGGACACCAGACAUUGAUCUCGUUUGACGUCUCAGUUCUGAAAAUGCACCUCGAGAAAAGACGAAGCCGAGGAGCUGUGAGCGAGAAAAUGGCGGCAGCAGACGUUUUGACUUGUAGGGAAAUCACGGGUGCAUCACGAAUACGUUCCACUUAGGGGGAAGGUCCUGCUUUUAGUGCGCAUGCUGGUUCCCUGUCAGGGGUUUCUGGGACAUGUGAUGGAACCGUCCUUGAUCCCACCUGUGCUCACGGCAAAUCAAAAUGUCAGUGUAAGUUUCUGCCUCUCGUCACAUCCUCGAUUCUUCCUCGACUGAGAAGAAGAGAUGCAAGGAAAUGAGAAAUGAGAAGAGGGGUAGAUGCAGCUACGUUUGGAUUUUCAGCAUAAAAGCCAUGCAUUUCUUUCCUCGUUUUCUGCAGACGUUUUCCGACUCCUUAGAACAUGAUGUCAGCCGUCAAUACAACCAAGAUGAACUCUGACGAUACUUGAAAUGUACAAACAUCGAAGCUCGCCGCCGGUUAUUGGAAAUGUAUUCCACAAAUCUUUUGCUCAGGUCUGGAUGCUGCAGACCUCUACUCCCGAUAUCCCCCGCGAUAACAUCAAAAAAAAAAAAAAAAAAAAUA
This is a messenger RNA of Mugil cephalus (flathead mullet), 2766 nucleotides long. Its product is annotated as choline-phosphate cytidylyltransferase B-like. Bases 163 to 1206 code for a protein of 347 amino acids. The record is from RefSeq and is a predicted model, not a curated record. Gene Ontology annotation, biological process: CDP-choline pathway. The transcript is spliced from 8 exons. Lineage: Eukaryota; Metazoa; Chordata; Actinopteri; Mugiliformes; Mugilidae. Gene Ontology annotation, molecular function: phosphatidylcholine binding; choline-phosphate cytidylyltransferase activity.